UUCACGUACGCGGCAUAAGACGUGAAGACAUCAACUAUUUCGUAUGCAUUCUUCUGUUAGUAUUCGUGCAAGUAUAUGUAUCUUUGUCACUUUCAUUGUUCCUCAUCCUUUAUCAGUUGCAUAUUCUAAUCUAACAUUCUAUCCGUGUCUCUCUUGAAAACAUGGCAACCCAAAAGUUGAGUUUCUUUAUUUCAUCACUUCUUUUCCUUUCACUAGGUUUAACUGCAGCCGUAAACGCUGUUGAAGAAGCUGCGGUGUACAAAAAAUCCGAAGAGAAAGACGUAGAUAUUGCGGUUGAAGGUAUAGUUUACUGCCAGAGUUGUAAUGCACAUGGAACAUGGUCUUUGACAGGAGCGAAACCAAUUACUUCAGCAAGAGUUAGUGUAAUUUGUAAAGAUUACAAGAAUAGAGUUAGUUACUACAAAGUGUUUCAGACUGAUAAAAAUGGGUACUUCUAUGGACAACUUGAGAAUUUCAAAAUGGAUCAUUACCUAUUAGAUCAUCCUCUUCAUGCUUGUGGUGUUCAUUUAGUUUCAUCACCUCUUUCAGACUGCAAUCACCUUUCAAACGUCAAUUACGGGAUCAAUGGUUCUCCUUUUCGUUAUGAAAACAAGAGAUUAUAUAAUACCAACUAUGAAGCUGUUGUUUAUUCUUCGGGACCUUUGGCUUUCCGUCCUUCAUUCCGUCCUAAAACCGAAGAAGAUCAUUACUAG
Messenger RNA from Papaver somniferum (opium poppy), 713 nucleotides. RefSeq names its product non-classical arabinogalactan protein 30-like. Bases 162 to 713 code for a protein of 183 amino acids. The record is from RefSeq and is a predicted model, not a curated record. NCBI's taxonomy places the organism in Eukaryota, Viridiplantae, Streptophyta, Magnoliopsida, Ranunculales, Papaveraceae. The transcript has a single exon.